AUGAUGGAGUUUUUUUUCUCAGCGAUUUUGCGAUUUUUAUCUGUAGAAGAGCUACUUCUAUUGUUUUUAACGAAACGUUUCAAACAGGACUCCUCAUCAGACGUUGAACCUAUCGAGGGACAGUUACGAAGCUUCGAGUAUAAACAUGGGUCAUUCGUUGACAAUGGAUAUGAGUUCAAAGGACUCGGAAGAGCGAUUUCUAGAAAAAGAGAUGAAAAUCGUCGAGCCACAUGUCCUGAAAUCUAUCUACAACCGGAAACCAGUUCUCCAACGCGCCACGUCGUCGUUCGAAUAUACGGCAGUCGAAACAGUGGCAAAAAAACACUCGCACAUCAAAUUCACCAUGUUGCCUCGACCACGACACCCAAUCAGACGCAUUUCAUAUCUGGUGAAACAGAAGAGGCAGAGCCGCGAACAAGAACUACUAAUUUCCUCCUGAAUGGUGAAGAAGUGCAACUGGAAACUGUAAUGGAAUCGACGCUUGAGUCUGCACCAUUCACCGAUCAGCUGACGACAUACAUUGUCAUCUAUUCAGUGGAUAGUAGAGAAUCAUUUAAACGAGCGACAAACAUACUGUACAGAAUCUACCAGACUCGAAAAUGCACCAUUAUUCCUGUAUUACUUGUGGGCAACAAGAUUGAUUUGAAACGAAACAUUGUCGUUUCUACAAUCGAAGGGAAGUCAUUAUCGAAAAUCUACAAGUGUGGUUUUGUCGAGGUGUCAGCGCUACUAUCAAUGAACAUCACCACGAUGUGGGCUGAACUAAUUCGACAGAUACAGGAUCCAUUCGACCAUAAGCCAUCGCCUGAACAUUCAUGGGUGCAUCGGCUUGUGGUUCGUGGUAGACACAUCGCGAAAUCAUGUGAAGAGCUUGUGCAAAAGAUUAUCGCUUAG
This is a messenger RNA of Angiostrongylus costaricensis, 894 nucleotides long. The record is from the annotation of a GenBank genome assembly. NCBI's taxonomy places the organism in Eukaryota, Metazoa, Nematoda, Chromadorea, Rhabditida, Metastrongylidae.